Cladophialophora carrionii CBS 160.54 is the source of this 1707-nucleotide messenger RNA. RefSeq lists its product as uncharacterized. Bases 1 to 1707 code for a protein of 568 amino acids. NCBI's taxonomy places the organism in Eukaryota, Fungi, Ascomycota, Eurotiomycetes, Chaetothyriales, Herpotrichiellaceae. Gene Ontology annotation, cellular component: mitochondrion. The transcript has a single exon. The record is from RefSeq and is a predicted model, not a curated record. Gene Ontology annotation, molecular function: molybdenum ion binding; oxidoreductase activity.
AUGCCCAAGCUAAACCGUCUUCAACGCUUGCUCGGACGGAUUCCAUCGUAUGUGACGCCAACGGACUCGAGGUGCACACCCGCGUGGAGAAGAUUCGGCCAAAUCAGGGCAACCAGCUCGACCAAUCGGCACCCGCACAGACUGAGCUCAUUAUCCCCGGCGGCUUUAAUUGGGUGCGCCGUUGGCGGGAGUACCAUCAUCGCAGCUUCGGUCCUGUAUUGGGCUCCAGUUGCGCAAGCAGAGGCUCCACCUCCAAAUGGGACGAGGUUCAUCCGCCUGGACGAAGUUAGACAACAUGGACGAAACUCCGAGCGGAAAUGGGUCAUGAAAGGACCUAGGGUGUUCGACAUCACAGACUGGAUCGCAGCUCACCCUGGCGGACCUGUGAUUCUGCGCGCGGUCGGCGGUUCCAUCGAUCCUUACUGGGACAUCUUCACGAUCCACCACAAGCCAGAUGUGUACGAUGUGCUGGAGGAGUACUUCAUCGGCGAGAUUGACCCGAGAGAUCGAGUCAACGGCCAGAUCAGAAGUGACGAUGUUGAAGACCCGUUCGUCAAUGAUCCGAGACGAGACCCGCGUCUGAUUCAGCACACACGGACGCCUUGCAAUGCAGAAUCUCCCAAGACCUCUCUGGACACCUUCAUCACCCCAACCGAGACAUUUUACGUUCGCAACCAUUUUUGGGUUCCAGAAGCGGACGAGGAGUCACACAAGCUGACGGUGGAGCUCCCAGAUGGCAGUGAAAAGGAGUACACUCUGUCGCAGCUCAAGCGCAACUUCCCACCAUUCCGCAUAACAGCAACUCUGCAGUGUUCGGGCAACCGACGAAAACACAUGACCACGAUGGCGAGACCUGCAAGUGGCCUUCAGUGGGACGUAGGCGCCAUAUCGAAUGCAGAAUGGACCGGCGUUCGUCUGAGUGAUGUCUUGCGCGAUGCAGGGUUCGACGCUGAUGAUAGUGAUUCCGAAGACGUUAAGCACGUACACUUUAUCGGAGCUGAAGCAUAUGCCGCGUCGAUACCAAUUGAGAAAGUGCUCAGUUCGCGAGGAGAUGUCAUGCUCGCGUAUCAAAUGAAUGGCAGACCCUUGCCGCAGGAUCACGGCUACCCGUUGCGUGUCCUCGUUCCCGGCCAUACGGCGGCGAGAAGUGUCAAGUGGCUCGAAAAGAUUGUCCUGUCAGAUGAAGAAAGUCAAUCCCAGUGGCAGCAGCGAGACUACAAGUGCUUUGGACCUAACCAGCCCGCCAAAGGCGUCGACUGGUCCUCAGCCCCGGCCAUCCAGGAGACACCCGUUCAGUCCGCCAUCACCUCGAUAAGGGACGUAUCCCGCAGUGGCUUCAAUGAGCAUAAACAGCUGCAAAAGCCUGGAUCCAAGGAAGCCGCAGUCGACGUGGUAGGAUAUGCGUACAGUGGAGGAGGCCGAGAAAUCGUCCGAGUCGACAUCAGCACAGAUGGAGGACGCACGUGGCUACAAGCAGACCUGCUUCCAGACGAGUCGAAAGGCCAGAAGAGUUGGUCGUGGAAGCGAUGGCAGGCAACCGUGAGCAAGCCUCCAGCGGGAGCUGAGUUCGUGGUAAAGGCUGUUGAUGACAGCUAUAACACACAGCCCGAGUCGUACGAAGCCCAAUGGAACUUUCGAGGUAACUUGACGACAGCAUGGCAUCGAGUUCCGUAUGGUGAUGAUGGUCCGCAGGCGGAUAAGAGCUAA